AUGUGGACAAUAAAGAGACUGGCGAUUCUGGCCUUGUUGUCACUGUUACACAUUGCUAAGGCUCAAAAAGUGUCAACUCUAAAUGGCCCCCUUCUAGGACAACGUCUGUCAGUGUUGGGCAAGCCCCUUGACGUGUUCUAUGGAAUCCCAUAUGCCAAGCCUCCUGUAGGUGAUCUUCGCUUCAAGCAUCCUCAGCCUUCAGAGUCAUGGGGACCGGAAGUUAGGGAUGCACGAAAACCGACGCCAUCUUGUUUCCAACCUGAAGAUGCUCUAAGCACAGAUGAAAAACACAAACAGAUACCCGAUGAUUACAGUGAAGACUGCCUUCAUCUUCCAGUGUGGGCGCCAUCAGACAAUGAUGGCAAUCUGGCAGUGAUGGUCUGGAUCUAUGGUGGAGGUUUUUAUAGUGGAUCUACACGAAUGCCACUAUAUGAAGGAAAAUACCUUGCAGCAGAGAAUGACGUCAUCGUUGUUUCAAUGAGUUACAGAUUGGGGCCUUUAGGGUUCGGCUACCUUGGCCCAGAUACCAUCCCUGGCAACAUGGGCUUGAUGGAUCAAAGAUUAGCCUUACAGUGGGUGAAAGACAAUAUUGCCAACUUUGGUGGAGAUCCAAGCCGAGUGACCAUAUUUGGAGAAAGUGCUGGAAGAGUCAGCGUGAGUCACCACAUGGUGUCACCUCUGUCAGGUGACCUGUUUGACAGAGCCAUCAUGCAGAGUGGGACCCUCACUUGCCCAUGGGCAUACACGGAGCCCAGAACAGCAAAACGGAAACUAAAGAGACUUGCUGAUCUCCUUGAAUGUCCUUCAUCUUCGUCAGAUGCAGAGAUGUAUGACUGCUUGAAGGCAGCAGAUUCUCGUACGAUGUCAGACCUUCAACUUAGCGGCUUGUUUGAUGAAGGACUUGCAUUUGUUCCAGUUGUGGAUGGGUACUUCCUUCCUGAUGACCCAACAACUCUUCUGUCCAGCGGAUCCAUCAUGCAGACCAGUGUAUUGCACGGUUUUACUGGAGAUGAGAUUACACUGUAUUUGGCAAUGGCGUUGAAGCAGAUGAGAAACGUGUCCACAUUACCCGAAACACUGAUUUUAAGUCAGCCAGAAUAUGAAAGUCUUCUUUCUUUUGACUUUGUUGGCGGUAAAGGAUUUGAAGAGCCUCUUCAUCUGUUUUAUGAAAGUCAGAAAGUCCCUUUAAAGGACACUCACUAUUUGGAUGUCAUGACUCGCAUGAUGUCAGAUAGGGAUUUCAAGUGUCCUCAUCUUGAGUUUGACAGAUUGUACUCUCCUGCUAACCCUACCUACGUGUACAGCUUUAAUCACCCACUAUCAGUUAGUCCGUAUCCACAGUGGAUAGGAGCAGCCCACUGGUACGAGCUUGACUUUGUUUUUGGUUGGGUUCUGGAAAAGUCUCUGGGAUGUACAGAGGAGGAGAUGGAACUCAGCAGGACCAUGAUGACGUACUGGACCAACUUUGCCAAGUCAGGCGACCCUACCGCUCCUUUCGCCGUCAAGGUGAACUGGCCAGCCUCUGACAACACUGAUCUCUCCUACAUGGCGCUUGACGUGGUCAGCAACUUAUCAGCAGGACAUGGGGUAGUCCACCAUGAAUGUGUCUUCAUCAACAGCAUUCUACCUACGAUUUCUACAGACCCCCUGAAGGGCAGGAGUACUGCACGAGAGGAUGAAAGGACAGAAUCACAAUAA
Messenger RNA from Haliotis rubra (blacklip abalone), 1698 nucleotides. Its product is annotated as cholinesterase 2-like. Gene Ontology annotation, cellular component: plasma membrane. Gene Ontology annotation, biological process: choline metabolic process; acetylcholine catabolic process. The record is from RefSeq and is a predicted model, not a curated record. Bases 1 to 1698 code for a protein of 565 amino acids. The transcript is spliced from 3 exons. Gene Ontology annotation, molecular function: acetylcholinesterase activity. NCBI's taxonomy places the organism in Eukaryota, Metazoa, Mollusca, Gastropoda, Lepetellida, Haliotidae.